AUGCGCGACGAAGUAGCAUCUUUCAUCUACAUCACAGGUGGAAUAAAUCGUAAUAAAUUUGCACAAAUUCCCGAAGCGCACGCCGAACGGCAUGGCGCCUGCGCCACCAAAUGCCCCUACGCUGGUGAUGCGCCGCAGCGUGACACCUCUGUGAGCCCCGGCCCGUUGGAAGGCCCGCAGAGAUUGAUCACGCGCGACAGCAUCCCAGUGCGCACUCGCCCCUUCACCGAGAGCAGUAGCCCGAUACGACAGCAGUCCGUACGACCGGCAGCCGAAAAACGACAGCAACGACCGAACACGAACCGCUUCGCACCUCUACCGGCCCAGAACCAAGAUGCCGACGACGCUCUCGCAGACGCCGAAGUCCUCAUCGCGGAAGCCCAGAACCAACUCGACAUACGCGCCAGCAUCCUACGCGCGUACUCACAGGCAAUUGCAAAAUGCGCUGAGCAAUUCUCUUCUGGAUACGGAAAACGCUUUGCGCAGCACAUCCGCUCGACGAUCUUACAGCACUGGUCGGCUGCCUCCUAUCGCGAAGCGUCGCCAGCCCCUGACCAUGCCGCCAUCUUAGACAGCGUGGAGAAAACCCCGCGCACAGCACCACUCGAUAAAACAGUGACCUUUGCCGGCGUCACGCGCGCCGCCAACGAGACGCAACCCGGAAAUCGCAAAAUCACGCCCAAGGAUGCCCCGAGACGUAAAGCGCAAACACCAAGAAAUAAUAAGAGGGUUCUUAUCCGUCUCCGUAAGGACUCGAAAUUCUUCGGCAAAUCACUCCAGAUUCAACUGGCAAUACGCGACAAGCUACACUUGCAACUAGCAGACCUCCUGGACAUGGAAGAAACCAACACGGGGUUUGCCCUAGCCCCUUCGACCAUGGCUAUCCAGCAAAAGAUUCUUCAGAACCAGCAACUUUGGGGUUCCCUGAUUGGGCUUGAGAUCGCGGAAAGGGACAUUGAAUGGCACACAUACCUUAUCAAGCAUUUCCCGCGGACAAUCACGUCAUGGGAUGGCACAGAACUCGACUACAAGCAAACUGUUGAAGAAGCCAUCAAGGAGCAAACUGGACUUCACCCCAAACAAAAAGUCUGCGGAAACUGUGGAAGCCGCACCCACGACCGGGAAAGCUGCAAAGCCAACACCAGAUGCGUAGGCUGCCACGGCCCACACGAUACAGGCUCAUCAGAAUGCUUCGCCCUCCCAAAACGCACCGCCCAUGGAACCCGUGCUCUUUCCAAGACAGAACAUAACUACGCCAUCCGGCAAGGCAAAUCUGCGUACGAGCGAUGGGAGCUCUCGCAACAACAGUCCAAGCCCACCGAAACCACGAAGGGCCCGGCGGAGAACCAGGACACGGGUGACGUUGAAAUGACCGAGGUAGAAUACACUGAGCCAGAGCUACAGAACACUAUAACCACUGGAGAACAGACCGACCAAGCUCAAGAUGCGCCACUACUCGACAGCCACGAGAACAUUGAACAAACAACGUCCUCACUCACAAAUAUUAUCGAGACGGCAAUUUGGACGUGCGGUCAUCGCCAAAGUAACCACAAGGCCGGGAAAAACCCCUGGUGGAACGAGGAAUGUGCAAACACGCCCCUAGACUUCCGGGUGCUCUGGCUUCGCCGGGCUAAGCGGGACUUCUGGCGUGGGAUCAUCGCGAGCAUCACAGCACCGGAUGACGUCUAUAAAGCCACACGCUGGCUAAAGCCUCGCCAGCGGAUAUCCCCACCCCCCAUUCGGGUUGGCGAGCAGAUAUUCUCGACCAACAAAGACAAAGCUCGAGCCCUUGGCCGGGCCAGACUCACACGGCGCUCAGCUAGCGACGAUAUCGCCGACCCUUGGUCUAUUCCUGUCACACCGGAAACCUCAAUUCCCUUUGACCAAAAACUCUCCUACGAAGAGACACGAUUCGGGCUCCUUAGCACAGGCAACACCUCCCCUGGCGCCGACGGUAUUACAGUACACAUGCUUCAGAAACUCUGGCCAAUAUGUCUCCGAGUGGAGGAACUGAUUCCAGUGGUGGAGCAGGGACCUGGUGAAGUCGUUGCAACGGCAUAUUCCGCAAAGGUCCAAGGCAUCAAGCAGGUCUGUCGGGCUGGCAAGCGCGCCAAAAGUCGUACAAAUAAAAGCACUUGGAAUGAGGCGCGUGAACCUGACGAAGAGAGAGGCGAGAAAGCUCGCGAUAGCUCGUACCACGAGAUUUGGUACUGCAAGCACUGUGGAUCCGCAAAAAAGCCACACUCCAUUACGACAAACCUAAGCCGAGCCCGCAAGCACCUCCGGGACUUCCAUGGCAUCCGGGUUCCAGAGCAGGCUGAAAGGUCCCAUCUACAGAAACAGCAGCAUGGCACCAUUACGGAUAUGUUCGGGAGGCAGGAGGAGCGCCAAGCCAAUCGAGACAUUGACGAGGAGACGUAUUUGACGAAUGCGAUCAAUGUCCCUGCUUUCGAGGAAGCACUCGCUAGGCUCCUUGCAGUUCGCAAUAUCGCCCACACUUUUAUCGAGUAUCCCGAAUUUCAAGCAGUUAUACUCUCGUGCAACUAUAUGGCUCGAGAUGUCCUCCUACGCAGCCGCAGGGCGGUCCCGAAACUUCUCGAAAAGACUUACGCUCAACACAAACAAGGUCUCAGCGAGAAACUGCAUAACUCUCUCUCAUCUAUGGUCCACUUCACCAUUGUCAUGUGGACCUCGUCGGAACAAAAGGCAGCAUAUCAGGCAAUCGUGGUCCAUUUUGUAGACGCGGAGACGAGAGAAGUCGCCCAAGCGCUACUGUCUCUGCGUGAGUUCAAAGGAAGCCACAGUGGGGAGCUGCAAGCUAAAACUUUCCUGGAAGUGGUCAAAGAGUACGACCUCGGCAGAAAGAUUGGCUAUUUUACAAUGGAUAAUCACGAGGCCAACGAUACCAUGCUCGACGGCGUCGCGGAAGAGAUUGAAGGAUUAGAUCCGGUCGCCAGGCGAUUGCAAUGCAGCGGCCACGUUAUGAACCUGAUCGUUCAGGCCUUCCUCUCCCGGAGCAAGGCAAAGAAGAUCCAAGAGGACGAGCAGGAGGGAAUUGACGAGGCGUCUAAGAUUGGCAAGGCCUUGCCGAGGAACAAUGAUACACGUUGGAAUUCAUGGUUUCGCCUCAUCGACGUGGCUAUUGAGAGACGGACAAAGCUGAUGGACUGGAUUGAAGAAAAUCAUGCCAAAAUUGAGAAAGAUGCAUUGGGUCACAGCGACUGGGACGAGCUCAAGGAUAUUCAGGCGUUCUUGCAGGUCUUCCACCAGAUAUCAGUACGGCAGGGCCGGGAGAAUACACUCGACGAAGUCCUCGCUCACAUGGACUUCCUACAUGAACACUUCACGCAGACUAGAAACCGGGCUUCCAGUAAUCCACGCUUUUACGCUCGAUUUCAUGUGGCCUGGCUGAAGUUCGAGAAGUAUUACCAGCUUACCGAACAGGCGCCCGUUGGAAGAGGAACCCAGGCUGGGUUCCUCUGGGUUAGCGGUGCUGUAAAGGCCGUAAGAAAGAUUUGGCUGACGGAGUACAAGGCUUAUCAGCUCCCUGAUAAACAACAGGAAAAUAGUCAAGAACUCGACGAGUUUGACCGCUGGAGGCGGAAGGUAUACUGUACAACGAGUGAGGUGAAGGACGAAUUCGACCGCUUCAUUGAUAGCUCACAGGCUGCAAUUGGACAACAGAUUGCCUUGCAAUGGUGGCUCGAACCGACUCAGCGAGAAAAUUUCCCCUUACUCUGCCGCAUGGCUAUUGACGUAUUCUCCAUUCCGCCAAUGUCAACGGAGGCAGAGCGAAUCUUCUCUGGCACAAGACGGCAGGUGACGUGGGAUAGAAGUAACAUGUCUGCUAAAAUGGUGGAGGCCUGCGAGUGUAUCAAAAGCUGGAUUAGUGUUCCAAAGGGAAAGGGAAGACCGCUUCUCGCUGGGGUGUUCAGGCGAGCAGGAGAUGUUGACGCGGCUGUGAGAAUACUACAAGAAGAUAUAGAGAGAAGUCAAGGGGAGAAAAGUAAUGGCGGACCCGAGCACACCGGCACGGUAGUACGGAGGAACCGCAUCCUCAUCUUCUGCACGUAUGGCAUCAAAAUCUUCUUUGACGCUCUCAAGUUUGGUGAGCAGGAAGUCCAUGGCAUAGAGUACUUGCCACACCGAGCCCUGGCCACCCUCGCUGCCCUCGCCAUCUGUACAGUUUUGUAG
Messenger RNA from Beauveria bassiana ARSEF 2860, 4194 nucleotides. Its product is annotated as transposase-like protein. The record is from RefSeq and is a predicted model, not a curated record. The coding region runs from base 1 to 4194 and encodes 1397 amino acids. Gene Ontology annotation, molecular function: protein dimerization activity. The transcript is spliced from 13 exons. NCBI's taxonomy places the organism in Eukaryota, Fungi, Ascomycota, Sordariomycetes, Hypocreales, Cordycipitaceae.